UAAAGACAUUUUGUAGUUUAGUCUUAAUUCGGUUGGGCUUGCAAAUUUUGUUUACAGGCCAUGUAGUAGCACGGAUUGACACGCGCUGGCCUCAUUUUUAAACAAACUCAAUUACUGAAGGCGACAGGAAGUGGGUUGGAAUUGGUUACCACAUGUUUUUGUUUUUAGAAAAGGUACGUGCUUAGAGAGGACUUUGUAUUUCUUUUUUACCUGCAUAUUUUGCAAACAGUCAUGAAACUUUUUACUCCAUGCCUCCUAUAUUUAACAUGUAUUUGUUUUAAGGAUGAGUUACACUCCCGUUAUGCACUAAACCAAGUUUUGUCUUUUUAUAUCUGAUGAUUAUUUUUUAUGUUUAAGUAUUACAGUGCAUUACUGAAAUCUGUUUUUCUGUAACAUGAAAAAUAAACAAGACUAUAUUUUUGUCUUUCUGAAUCAGGAAAAAUGUUCACCUUGGAGUUUUGAUUCAGACAGAAGCGCGAAUUUUCUCGACUUCUGGUUUGACCUAAAUAAACUGCUGACUGCUCUCCUCCAAACAGUAUGGUUAUAUAGGAGCUGCUUCUCAAGUAGUACUAAGAGUUGAACUGUAAGCUGUCACUGUUGUCAGCAACUUUGUGUGAGUAAUGAAGACGGGUCUCUUGGCGACUGCUGGAUAUUAUUGGAUGAGAGAUGUCGGGUGUAUUUUUGAUGCUUUUUGUUGUUUUCUGUCCUUUGAUUCUGUCUGAAAGUGGAGAUGAUGAUGUUUUAGAUGACGAGGAUGUGACCUGUUCAUCCAAUUUGACGUUAAAACAGAGCAGUCUCUCCUGUUCUCUGAGUGGCGAACCGAGCGAGGAAGUCAGAUUAACACUCUGUAUGUCACACCAGACUGUCUGUACAAAUGCAAUUAAGGGACCACAGGACUUUACUUUUCCAAAUUUGACCAUUUUGGCAACAUAUGACCUCCGGAUUGAACCAGGAGAAUAUGUCAAGACCAACCUCAAGCUGCCAAAAUUAGUUAAAAUACCUGCCCCUCAAAUAUUGUUGGCCACGUAUAUAGAAGAUGCAGAGGAAGGCUUCUUGUCAAUUCAACACAAUCAUGAUUAUGUUAAAAAUCCUCUUUUUCAAGUGAAGAUCUUUAGUGAAAGUACUGUUCCUAUAUUGGAUUUUAAUACCAAACUGCAGAAUAUAACUAUAAGCAGGGAUAAACUUGGUGGCGUUGGUGUUUAUAAUAUUCUAGUUAGAGCAAAACCUGAGGGAUAUUUUGAAGGCAUGUGGAGUGAAUGGAGUUCAAAAGCCAGUUUCACUAUUAAAACUCCUGGCAAAACAAGAAACAUUGAUCCUCCAAUAGUCAUUGAGAUCCUCAUCAUAUUCUCUGUAUUUUUGCUGUUGAUCAUCUGUCUUGGGACUUGGACUUGGAAAACAAACAUAAAAAACUGCAUGAAACCAAACAUCCCACAUCCCAAAACCACCCUUGCACAAAUACAAAGAGGGAGGGAGGGUUUUCCUUUCAUUUUCAGCCCUGAGAUUUUCCGAGACACUUUCAUACACCGCGUGGAUUACGUCGAUGAAAAGCCAACCGCUGAGGAGUUUCAGGAGGGUCUGGAUGAACGCCGCUACAGUCGAGUGAGUUCAAAGGAUUCUCUUUCUACAUCCGUGUGUGAAAUGGACACAAAUGUGGCGGAACUGCUUCCAAGAGAGCAGUCCCACUUGAAAAUCGGAUUGUCAAGUGAAUCCGAUUUUCCUGAAGAAAGAAAAUGUGUAUCUGAGGGUGUAACGACCCUUCAAAGAGAAUGUAAAGAUGAAGCUUAUGUCACAAUGUCAAGCCUUUUCAAAACGCAAUAAAGACUGGAUUAAGACAUGCAAAUCAAAGACCUUUACAGGUUAUGCUGCUCACAUGUUCAAGGUGUAACCAAGAUUGUAUAUGAUGUUAAGCAAAGAAGACCGCUUGAGAUGUGCUCACAGAUAAUUUUCCUUUUUAGACAUUACUAUUAUAUCCAGUUUGGGGCACUGAUGAAAAUAUGUAAGAAUAUAUAUAUAAACUCCACUGGGUGAUGGAUGAAUGUAAGCCUUUUCCUAGAGCAGUUUCUGGUACAGCACUAAACCCAAAAUACAAUGGACAGAAGUGGUCCCAAAUACAGUCCAUAAUUCUCAAGUCAUCACAGACCUAAAUAACAGCUGCUAACGUUGGUGUUCAUAACCAUCUAUCUAUCUGUCUGUCUGUCUGUCUAGCAUCUAUCUGUAGCAAUCUGAAUAUUGUGUAUAUUAUGUAUAGUGGCAUAUACAGACAUAUACUAUGUGUAUCAGGAAUGUUAAUAAACUUAAGACUUAAGCAAUCAAAGUAUUUAAUAUUUUGCAUUAAUUAUACUAUAUUACAUCUGUAUAAGCCCUUCAAACUUGCAUGAAAGUAGAAUAUAUUUGUACGAUUUAAAUUCUAUUUAGUACGCAUGUGACUUAACUUGCAAAAUGUAUAACUAUAGCCUAUAAAUAAAAUCUGUCAUAACUAUU
Triplophysa dalaica is the source of this 2481-nucleotide messenger RNA. It is a transcript of the gene il7r, whose product is annotated as interleukin 7 receptor. NCBI's taxonomy places the organism in Eukaryota, Metazoa, Chordata, Actinopteri, Cypriniformes, Nemacheilidae. Gene Ontology annotation, biological process: cytokine-mediated signaling pathway; hemopoiesis; positive regulation of receptor signaling pathway via JAK-STAT. The record is from RefSeq and is a predicted model, not a curated record. Gene Ontology annotation, cellular component: external side of plasma membrane. The transcript has 9 exons. Gene Ontology annotation, molecular function: cytokine receptor activity. The coding region runs from base 667 to 1818 and encodes 383 amino acids.